AUUGUGUCGCGGACUCGCGGCUACACACACACAAUCAUUCCUUCCACUUUUGUUUGCUUCUCUUCGCCUAUCCCUUACUCCCGCGCUUCGCUUCGGGAUAUAGAAAGAUAGGAAGAGACACGCAGUGUUGCUAAUCUUGACUGAAUCUCGUUCCCAUGGCGGAGGAGCAAGUUGUGACAGCUGAUGCGAGCCCUGUUCUCUCUGAUCUCAAGCGCAAGUUUGAAGAUUUGGAGCCUGAAGCUCCCCAACAACAACUCUCCGAGCAACUACAGCAACAUGAAUCGAAUGCAAAUUCGAUCUCGGAGCCCGAUGAUGGUGGAAAGGACGAUGCAACAGUUUCCCCUUCCGACGAGGGUGAGAAGAAACGUCCCCGAAUCGAGGAGGAGCUCGAUGGACUAGCUAGUAAAAAUGGGUACGAAGAUGAGCAGGUUGGUGAACCUGUAAAUGAAAAUGAGAAAGAAAAUGCUCUUGAGGAUUCUCCUUCGCAGGAUGGUCAUCUUCCAUCCAACGAGCAUGCAGAGUCAGCCCCUGACGAACAAAACUCUAGUAGAGUUCCUGAAAAUCCUGUUGUCAAAGAAUCACCUGUUGGGGACUCUGGACGAGAGUGUGCUGAGGAACCAUCUAAAGAAACUCAAAAGCCCUCUGUAGAGUCAACUGAGCAUAAUGUUUCUUCUGCAGAGCAAUCUGAAUCUGUUUACAUUGAGCAUAAUAAUGUGGAGGUUCCCCACAAUAAGGUGCUGAAACAAAAUGCUUCUUGGGGACAAGAGCAACCAACAUCUGCAGCUGAGAUCACAACACUUAAAAUUAAGGUUCCUAACAAUAAGGUUGGCGUUCUUAUUGGCAAGGCUGGGGAUACCAUAAGAUACCUUCAGUAUAAUUCAGGGGCGAAGAUUCAGAUCACAAGGGAUGCUGAUGCUGAUCCCGCCUCUACAACAAGGCCUGUGGAAUUAAUAGGAAGUAUGGAUAGUAUUGAGAAGGCAGAAAAGCUAAUAAAUGCUGUUAUUGCAGAGGCUGAUGCUGGGGGGUCUCCAGCACUUGUAGCUCGAGGCCUCUCCUCUGCACAGGCUACUGUUGGCUCUGAACAAAUUCAGAUACAAGUUCCGAAUGAAAAGGUUGGAUUAAUCAUAGGGAGGGGUGGAGAAACCAUUAAAGGCCUUCAGACUAAAUCUGGGGCACGUAUUCAGGUAUUGAUACCUCAACAUCUUGCGGAAGGGGAUGAUUCUAAAGAAAGGACUGUACAAGUUACUGGUGAUAAGAGGCAAGUUGAGAUUGCACGAGAAAUGAUAAAGGAAGUCAUGAGUCAGCCUGUCAGGCCAUCAACUGGAGGUUUUAGUCAGCAAGGUUAUCGUCCACCCCGAGGAUCUGGUGGUGCACCCCAGUGGGGUCAACGAGGUUCUCAUUAUGGCCAUCCUACAACUUAUGAUAAUCAGCAACGUGGACCAUAUCAUUCUCAUAAUCCACAGUAUGCACCUCCACCGUAUGGAAAUUAUCCCCAACAUAUGGCCCCAAGAGCUAAUUUUGGCUCUGGUUGGGAGCAAAGGUCUCAUCCUAGCGCUCAGGGUCCACCCCAACACAGUGGCAGUUAUGACUACUAUGGAGGACAAGGUCAUUUAUCAGAUGCUCAGCCACCAACUCAACAUCCUGGUUCUGUACCCCCACAUGGUUCUGGUCCUUCCCCUGUACCUUCUAUGGGCCCACCUUCUGCCCAGGCGAAUUACAACUAUGGACAACCACAAGGCCCAGAUUAUGGUAAUCAGAUGCCGUAUUCUCAAUCAGGGUAUCCUCAACAAGGUUAUGGACAUGGAUUUGAUAAUCGUGCUCCUGCCCAACAUCCCUACGGUGGACACGUAGGUUCUCAACCAACUUACCCACAGGCUGGCACUCAACCGAAUUUUGCUGUGCACCAGCAGUAUGGUAAACCGCCAUCAUAUGGCAUGCCGGCACAGGGACAGCCUCCACAAUCAUAUGGUCCUCCGAGGGCUACUCAACCAGGGGAUAUUCCUUAUCAAAGUUCUACUCCUGCUCAAUCGUAUGGUACAAAUAUGCCGGCACAGCAGCCAUAUCCAUAUGCAUCCACUGGGCCAUCACAAGCAUCAUAUCCUACUUAUGGGUCUGCCCCAGUUGCAGAUGGUUACAGCCACCCACCACCUGCUUCUGGCCCUGUUUAUGCCCAACAAGGUGGUCAGCCUGGUUACGUUCAACCCGGAACCCAGCAGGCACCUGGUUAUGGCCAAGUUGCUCCUACUGGAGGAUAUGUGUCAUAUCCAUCUUCACAGCAAGCUUACACUGAACAGCAGCCAGCUACUAACAAUGCAGGUUAUGGUUACCAAGCACCCCAAGAUCCUGCCAGUUACAGCAGUGCCCCUGCACCGGCGUAUAGUGCAGCGCCAGCAGCACAGCCCGGCUAUGUUCAACCAGCACCUACUCAGACUGCAUAUGAUCAGUCUAACCCACAAACAGCAGCUUAUGGGGCUGCACAAGCAACUGCUACCGCUGCAUACGGCAAGACUGUGUCACCUCAGCCUACAUACCCCCAAGCUUAUGACUCGGCCCAAGCUUAUGCUGCACCGCGAUAAUUUCAUGUAAUGACUGCCUAAUCUUUAGUGUUAGCUUUGUCUGGUUUGGUGGCAUCAUUUUAUGUAACUUGCUUAUUUUAUUGUAGUAACAAGUUCUCUGUGUACUAUGAACAGCAAGAAAUCUAAUUCUGCUUUAGGACACGGUGCCCUGUAUCCUAUGGUUUAAUAUAGAAAAAUGAGAUUUGGACCUUUCAAGGCCAA
This is a messenger RNA of Prosopis cineraria, 2777 nucleotides long. RefSeq lists its product as uncharacterized. The record is from RefSeq and is a predicted model, not a curated record. Gene Ontology annotation, molecular function: mRNA binding. Gene Ontology annotation, cellular component: cytoplasm. The transcript is spliced from 8 exons. Bases 156 to 2576 code for a protein of 806 amino acids. Gene Ontology annotation, biological process: regulation of gene expression. NCBI's taxonomy places the organism in Eukaryota, Viridiplantae, Streptophyta, Magnoliopsida, Fabales, Fabaceae.